Messenger RNA from Pteropus alecto (black flying fox), 1642 nucleotides. RefSeq names its product mediator complex subunit 9 (gene MED9). Lineage: Eukaryota; Metazoa; Chordata; Mammalia; Chiroptera; Pteropodidae. Gene Ontology annotation, molecular function: transcription coregulator activity. Gene Ontology annotation, biological process: regulation of transcription by RNA polymerase II. Gene Ontology annotation, cellular component: mediator complex. The record is from RefSeq and is a predicted model, not a curated record. The transcript is spliced from 2 exons. The coding region runs from base 103 to 531 and encodes 142 amino acids.
CCAACGCUGGCGUGCAGAAGUGACGUUGGAUGUUUGCGACGCCUUCGGCGGGCUGGCUGCUCAGGUCCUGGUGACUGUUUAACUGGCGGAAUCCCGAGCGCCAUGGCCUCCGCUGGGGUAUCCACCGGGCGACAAGCCGAGGAUGCGUUACCGCCACCCGCCGAGCCACCGCUUCCCGAGACGAAGCCGCAGCCGCCGCCGCCCGUUGCCGCGCCUCAGCCGCAGCAGUCGCCGGCGCCAAGGCCUCAGUCACCUGCAGGCGUGAAAGAGGAGAACUACUCCUUUUUACCUUUGGUUCACAACAUCAUCAAAUGCAUGGACAAGGACAGCCCAGACAUCCACCAGGACCUGAAUGCCCUCAAAACCAAGUUCCAGGAGAUGCGAAAGGUCAUCAGCACCAUGCCUGGCAUCCACCUGAGCCCUGAGCAGCAGCAGCAACAGCUGCACAGCCUCCGGGAGCAAGUUAGGACCAAGAAUGAACUUCUGCAAAAGUAUAAGAGUCUCUGCAUGUUCGAGAUCCCCAAGGAGUAGAUGAGGCUGCUUCCAGGAAUGUCCGAGAAAGAAGAGAGAGAGCAAAUGGGCUUACUGCCUCUCCACCCCCUUGGAGUGUUGUUCUUUCAGACCUCAGAUCUGAACUUUUAGCCAAGUAGUGUGGGGGCUAUUAUACAGCUUCCUUGGCUGAGUUUGGCAUUGACUGUGGGAGGAGCCAGCCUUAGGAGCUUAGCUUUAUUGGGGCUUCCUUGUAUAUAUCCAUAUGUCUAGAUGCAUAAUAACUGGCGUAUGUGCUGGUGGAAGGAGGAAUGUCCCUGGAGGCUGCAGAGGUGUGGAGGACUCUCUCCCCGCUUCUGGGGAGGGGGCCAUCUCCUGUGUGUUUGGGCUCCAAUGGUGUAUCUGAAGAACAAAGCAGGAAAAGAGGCAUCUCCUCUUUGCUUCCUACCUUCCCUGUCCUCCCACCACGUAGAUAUGAUCAAUAUGUACCAGGUAUAUAUUGUUACCUACCAUCAUGAAACAUUCGCAUAGAAUUCACUGGACAGAUAAGGCCUCUACUCAUAUGGCAUGGGUUUAAAAUGGUAAAGGAAGGCUAUGAGAGAAUGAGCACUGUUUUGAAAGACUAUAGGGUACUUUUUCUCCUAAAACAGUUUGUUUGCUUAUAUGUUUGAGUUAGCAAAUCUAACUGUCCAUGGGGAUGUCAGUCCACAUCCCUGUCACAUGGCCCCUGUGUCCAGGUUCUCUGCCACCUACAUGUUCUUGUUACUUUUAGCUCUUGGCUCCCCUUGUCUCCUGUCACCUUCACCACAGUGCUUUCAGUGGGGCUGGAGGGUACUGUUGUCUCUACACAGGUACAAAUAGGCUUCCAGGUGAACAAAACUUGCCUCUUCUAGCAUUUCAGAUUCCUGGUUUAAAAAAUUAUUUCCCCUCUAGCCUUUUCAUAAAGAGUCAACCAUAAACAUCACUGCAUUGCAAACAGGGGUUCAUAAUGUGCUUUUUGUUCAGAGAAGGGCAGCUCUAGGUGACAGUUCUGAUCAUCCCUCAGCCAGGUGUGACUGUAUAGUUCUGAUUCAGCUCUGAACGGUGGGACAAGCUAGACCCAGAAGUUAAUCAUCAAGUUCUGGUUCAUAAAACAUUUUACAAACACCCCUCA